UUUGUUUUCACUAUUUUUCACUUUGUGGUGUGUAAUUCUGGUCUGUCAAAAUAGAGUGAAUUAAUGAGUUCAAAAUUUUUAUUCGAGCUUCAAAGUCAUGGAAAUUACAGCAGAGCACCGUGUGGAUUAUAACCACUCCUGUGAAUUUUUUCCCGAAUCUAUUCUUUCAAAUGUUUGUUUACUUGAUUCCUGAAGGCAUUCUGUUGACAUCCGAAAUUUUCUUCAGCGUUCCCUAGAUUGAGUAUCUCCUUCCAUCACAUAUUCAUGUUUGAAAAUGAAGAGAGCCGGUCCUUAUAUUUUGGGUCCAAUGCAUGGAACAUCCCCAGUCAAAAGCAUAGUUCAGUGCUUGGCUCGGAAAGAGGGAACAGAUGAAUUCUACACUCUUAAGAUUUUAUUGCUUCCGCCAAAAGAAGAGGAGACUCAAGAUGACAGACAAGGGAAAAUGUUACUACACACAGAAUAUUCUCUUUUGAGCCUCUUGCAUGAUCUACCUCAUGUUAGUCAUCAUCAUGGGUUUUUCAAGGAUCUUGCCGUAGAGGAACAUGUAAGCAGUGAUGGAUUGACAGAGACAAUUGGAAAUCAGUGUCAACGUUUAUGUCUUGUGUUGGAUUGCCUCACCCCACAUGAGUUCUGCCCUCAAAGUAUGGAUCUGAUAAAUUUGCAGCGUUACAUUAUCCGAGAAAAGAAACUCUCUGAACAUGAUGCCCUAAUCAUAUUCUACCACACAGUCUGUGUCGUUGAAAAACUUCAUAAGAGGAAUAUUGUUCAUCGAGACUUAAAAUUGGGGAACCUAGUUUUACAUCAAGAAUCCCUCAAAGUUACUAUCACUAACUUCUGCUUGGGGAAACUUCUGAGUAGUGAAACUGAUUUGCUCUGUGAUCAAAGAGGUUCUCCAGCCUACAUUUCUCCAGAUGUUCUUUGUGGGAAACCUUAUUUAGGCAAGCCUUCAGACAUGUGGGCAUUGGGCGUUGUUCUGUUUACUAUGCUGUAUGGCCAAUUUCCAUUUUACGAUUCUAGUCCAACACAGUUGUUCAACAAAAUCAAAGCAGCUGAUUUUAUGAUCCCCAAUGAUGGGCGAGUUAGUGAACUAACUAAACAUUUAAUACGAAGAUUACUCGUGCUGGAACCACGUUUUAGAUUAACUGCUAGUGAAGUUAAGGAUAUUCUUAUGUUCAUCAUCACAACCAAUUCCAGGAGUUAUUAUGAGCCAUUACAGGUUGUCCCAGAUAUUGACGAUUCAGAAGAAGAUGAAACAUCAGGAAGUCCUCCUCAAAAAAGGAUAAAAUUAGAUACAUGAGAAAAUCAAGGUGGAUUUGCCAAUUAUGAAAAUUGAGCCAUUCAUCAUUAAAAAUUCAUCUCUUGGCAGCUUGAUGGGUCACUAUUUUUUGGUGAAUCAGGACAUUGCUGUGAUCAAAGACAUUCCUCAACCUGUAUUAGGGUGUCUGUCAUGCUUAGAACUUCAUCAUUUUUACAUAUCUGUCCAUGGAAGAUAAUGCAUUGAGGUAAAAGGCAGGAUGUCUUUACAAAUGAUCUCCUGAUAAUAUUUAAUUAAAGUAAAUUUUGUCAUAAUCCUUAUCAUCCUUGCAGAGUUGCUUUGUAAAACUUCAGUUCUAAUUUGCAGACCGUUAACAAGUCUAAAAACGGAAUUGCUGCUCUCGAAUUUCAAUCCAGCUUGCAUUUAUUACAAGUAAUUGCAGUUUCAAAAAACAAACAUUUCAAAAUUUUGAAUUUGCACCACAGUACAAUACAAAGCAGUCGUCUUGCUUUACAAAUAAGAAUUAUCGUGAAAAAAGGAGUUACUUAAUUUUUUUUUAAAAAAAAUUGAGUUAUCAGCUGUUUCAAGCAUAAAUUGUGUCAGAGUGUGAUUUGUGAUUAAAUUACACAUUGAAGUCCAUUUUUUUACCUUAAUACUGUGUGUCAUACACUUUAAUUUUAAUAAUUUUCUUAUCAGGAUCACCAAAAUGUCUCUUAAUCGUUUUUUCUGUGAUAAUUUUCAAAUGAAGAAGUAAGAAAAGUAGGGUAAGGGUAAGUCAGUCAAAUUAUUUUAUUUUUUGACUACAAUAAUAUUUACAUAAAUUUGUACACUUCAUAUUGGUAACUCUGUUUCCUUUUUCAAAUCAAGUAGAUUAAUUAAUUGACAUUUCAUUCAUUAGGACAAUACAUUAUAUAGUAAUACUCAACUUACACCUAUUAAAUAUUGAAUUUAAUUGCAAAGUGAUUUGCUUCACAAGUCAAAUUGGUGUAAGAAGAAAAAAGAGGCAUAAAUUAGAUCAAUAAAUGAAUGAGAUCAUAUUGAAACAGGUGCGUGUCAAAUAGUUUAUGAGCAGUGGUAAGAAAAACACGCACUGCGUAAUAUGUAUAAUGUUUCUGUUCAAUGAAAGCAUCAAUUGCCCAUGAGGAUCAUUUUCGUAUUUAUUGUGAUUGGAAAUAGAGAAUUUAUUCUACCUUUUUCAUAUUUGUAAGUAGUGUUUGAAGAUGUAAGUACUUCGAAGGCAUGUUUUUUAAUGGAGACAAAGACAAAAAUAAAAAAGGAAAAAAAAAAAAACAAAACAUAAAACAGAAAGACAUAAAAAAGGACAUCCAAAUAUGUAUUCUACAUAUUUCUUUUGUUUUUGUCAAACAGGUAGAUUAGCCUCUUACAGAUCUGUGUAAGUUUCAGGUGCUCAGUCUUAUCUUACUUUUUGAUUAUUCAGUCAGAAAUGCUUCGAGCUUCCUCUUGUUUCAUUCUCUUCUUUGAUUGUUAAUUAUUUACUAGUUCCAAGUAUUUUUCAAUACAUUUUAAUUCAAACAUCAAAA
Molecule: messenger RNA, 2796 nt
Organism: Bemisia tabaci
Lineage: Eukaryota; Metazoa; Arthropoda; Insecta; Hemiptera; Aleyrodidae
Product: serine/threonine-protein kinase 40
Biological process (GO): protein phosphorylation
Molecular function (GO): ATP binding; protein kinase activity
Source: RefSeq, a predicted model, not a curated record